Messenger RNA from Spodoptera litura, 4287 nucleotides. RefSeq names its product integrin alpha-PS3. NCBI's taxonomy places the organism in Eukaryota, Metazoa, Arthropoda, Insecta, Lepidoptera, Noctuidae. The record is from RefSeq and is a predicted model, not a curated record. Gene Ontology annotation, molecular function: integrin binding. Gene Ontology annotation, biological process: cell adhesion mediated by integrin; cell-matrix adhesion; integrin-mediated signaling pathway. Gene Ontology annotation, cellular component: integrin complex; external side of plasma membrane.
CUUAUAAACGAUAAAUCAUAUCACGUUGUACCCACUGAUAACAAAACUGUUAUAAUGACAAGAGAAUGACCAUUUAAUACUGAACCCUAUUCUCAACAACAAUUCGUUCGUCGUGUAGGUACAUGUAAAUGUUUACCGCAUUCAUUGAUAUGAGUUUUAACUAAAAACACGAUAUGUUUGUUUAAAGUUACUUAUUUUAAUUAAAAACACGAUAUUUGUGUUAAAUUUAUACCCGAUUAUAUUUUAUAGUUAGAGGAAAAUGCGAAAUUUAUUUAACGGUAUUAUUAUUUAUUUAAAUGUAAGGAAGUAUUUUUGUUAAUAUUAUUCUUAUUUGUUUGUGGCGGGAUUAUUUAAUAAUCAGCAAUAUUGUGCAGUGUGUAGUAUAAAUACACUAUGUAGUCAUAUUUAAGUGCGAUUCAAGUGUAUUUAGGUAUUUAGUCAAAGGAUAAAAUAUCAAAAUGUUUGCAUUUAAAGUCGUAAAUAGUACAUGGACAGUUGUGGAGUUCAGUAUUAUUGUUGUUGUCAUGUGAAGCAGGACUUAAUACAAUUCUAAUGUGACUGUGUAAGUGACGGUAUUUUUGCGCGAAAAAUUUACAGGACAAAUUGUUUUUACUUGAAAUUAACCAAAAUGGCUAAAGAAUCAGUAUUGUCUGUGGUAUUAGUAUUAUUUAUUCAUCUUUCUACAUCAAGUCAUGUGUUCCAUGAGAAGACCAGUAUAACAUUCCGACCAGAAUACGACGCCGAAUAUUUUGGUUAUUCCAUCAUUUUAAGUCCAGACGGUCUACUAGUUGGUGCUCCUAAAGCUAAAGAACUCAAAGAGUCCUCCACGGGAAUCAAAACAGGAAUGGUAUUUAAUUGUUCACUAGUCAACUUGGAUGUGAAGCUUGGGUCUUGUACUGCUGUAAAGCGAUCUGGAAGAUCAGGUAACGAUAACAUGCUCAAUAGGUUGUUGCCUGGUUUCCUUCGAGAUGAUAUGUGGUAUGGAGCAUCUAUGGUGCUGCUACCUGGAGGACGACUUUUGGUUAAUGCCCCAAGAUGGACAUCCCCUUAUGGGACGAAACAUUUAUUGAUGAAUGGUGUAAGUUUACUGCAGACAAGGAGAGGAAACCGACCCUUACAUUGUUUAAAAGAUUAUAAUCAUCAAGCUUACGUCACUCAUGGAAGUAGACGAGAGUAUGGAGCAUAUGGUACCCACCUGAAUUUCUACGCAUAUGGUCAAGCUGGAAUAUCAGCAGCUAUUAGCAAGAUGAACACAGUUAUACUUGGAGCACCUGGUCUUCUACAGUGGACUGGUGGCGUCAUAAGUCUAUCGUUUUUUCCAAAUGAUACUGGCACCUACACGAACAAGUUGCCUACAAUGAAUCCUUACUUCACCAUGGACUUGGGACCUGAUGAAUAUUUUGGUUACAGCGUUGACUCUGGAAUAUUCGACGGUAGAGGUGAGGUGAUGUAUGUGGCUGGAGCUCCUCGAUAUAACAUUGCUAGUGGUCAGGUAAUCAUAUUCGUUCCACCAACAGAAGAGCUUGUGAGUUUAACCAUUAAGGCCAAAAUAAGGGGUCCACAAACCGGCUCGUACUUCGGAGCCAGUGUCUGCUGCACAGAUCUAAAUGGAGAUGGGUUUGAUGACCUACUGGUUGGAGCACCUACGUAUGUGAAGGAUGAUGGCGGUCUACCUUAUGAUCAAGGAGCUGUUUUUGUGUAUUUGUCUAAAGAAAAGGAUUUUAGUUUCAUUUUAGUAGAAAGUGGUAUUGUGACUGGAUCUGGCACUAAUGGAGCAUGGUUUGGACUGACUAUAGCUGAUCUUGGAGACAUUGAUGGCAAUGGAUUUAAAGACGUAGCUAUAGGAGCACCAUGGGAAGACGAUGGCAUCGGAGCGGUUUAUAUUUAUAGAGGAUGUUCCAAAGGGCUUAGUACAGAUAACGUACAACGUAUUCAGACAAAGACUGCUAGAGGUUUUGGAUGGUCAAUAGCUAAAGGCGUUGAUAUAGACCAGAAUAAUUGUAGCGAUCUAGCCAUUGGCGCUCACAACAGUCAAACGGCAUACGUCUACCGAGGUAUUCCUACAAUCAAAGUUCACGCAUCAAUCAAGGUUCCUAAUGCAAUAAACCUGCCAUACAAUACUACAAGUUUCCAAGCAGAAUUCUGUGUGUCAUCUCCGCCUAUGGAACUUUGGCCUCACGUAGAACUUAAUAUUAUUGCGAAUAUUGAAGCUGAUCCUGAAUCCAACAGAGCCAUGAUAUCUGGAGAUUCUAAAUAUAACGUCCGUGUAACACCAGGUAUUGAAACUUGCGACGUUCAAGAAAUUGAAGUAAAUCCAACUGCUGAUUUAUCGAAGCCAAUCAAAUUGGUGUUCCAACUAGAACCUGAUGAAUUGAUGAAAGACAAUUCGAGUACAUUUUUGAUGAAUGCUGCACGAUUAUCUGAAGAGUCGACUUUGAAGACUUCGUUUCUUAUUCAACUGAUGAGGGACUGUGGUGAAGACCUGAUUUGUACUCCUUGGCUGGAUUUGACCUUGGAACCUUUGAAUAAUCCCUAUGUGCCAGGAAGUAACGGAACUCUAGGGGCAAGAAUAACAAUAGUGAACGAAGAAGAACCAGCAUACGCUGCUAAAGUGAACAUUUCCCUACCAAUAUCACCUAAAAGAAUACCUAGCGAAUGUUCCUUAGAAUUUCCGCGAAUGACCUGUGAUGUUCCUUCACCUUUGCUCAGGGGUGAAAAGAUUGUUUGGGAUAUUGAACUAGACUAUGAAAUGAAUCAUGAUGCGAAUGAUACGAGAGACACUUUAUUUGGCAUUAGAGUUGAAUUAACUGAUCCACUGUAUAGACAUGUCACUGAUGAUAAUGUAACUGAUUUGUUUAUCAGUGUUGCACAUGAAGCUAAGUUCAGUGUUAGUGGAAAACCAAUGCCAAAUGCCACGCUAUCGAUUCCAAGAGAUAGUUUAGCAGCUGGAACAAACUAUACAUUUAAACAUUACUUUGAGAUUACAAAUCUUGGUCCAUCUGAUACGUCUGCUUUAGAAGUUUAUAUUACAAUACCAGAUAAAACAACCUUUUCAACCAACAUCAGUGGUUGUGUACCAACUGAGACGCCUAAUCAAUGGAUGUGUUUCUGGUCCGUACCAGCCAAAGUAACCCAACCAGUUUAUGUUCCUCUGCAAAUGGAUCUUAGUAAAGAAGGAAAUUAUCUACUAGAGAAUACUACUUAUAACGCUACUACUAAAGUUACUGUUCUCUUCAAAAAGAAAGCUACCAAUUAUGAGGUGACAACCCGAUUGAUUCUGGAGCCUGAAAGUAUAACUUGGAAAUUAAUAUUGAUUUGUGUUCUGCUCGGCCUGUUAGUGCUUGCCGUGAUAGUGACAAUACUGUACAAACGAGGAUUCUUCCAGAGAACAACUCGUAGAAUGCUACAAGAACAGAAGAACAAUCAGAGAUUGCUGCAAGAGAGUGACUCUUCAUCAGGACAGAUGGAAGAACAUGAUGUACCGUUAGAUGAUUCUGAUGAAGAAUUAUAGCAUUAAAAGGCUUUUACUUUUUAGAGAUAGGUAAUAUUAAAUAUAGAGAGAGAAAGAGGGAGAAAUAGGAAGAGAGAAAAGUGAAUGAGAAUAAGAGAAUGUGAGAUUGACAGAGAGAGUUGGGGCUUAGAAAGUUGACUGAUAGACUGAUAUUUGUAAUAAAAUUUUUGGAAAAAUAUGUAAAGUAAAAUAAAUAAAUAAACAAAAUAGUCGUGGUGUGGGUUCGAAACCUAUUAACGGCAAGUACCUUUCUCUUAUAAUACUCGAACUUAUAAUUUCUAAUUAUAAGUUUGAAAUCGCUAACUCGCAUUGAGCAAGCGUGGUUUAAUAAUACUCAAACCGUCUCCGUGUGAGAAGAGGUUUUGCCCAGCAGUUUGCAUUUAUAGGCAAAAAUAAGUAAAUUUUGUUUCAUUAAUGAAAUUGCGAAAAUAAAUAUGUUCACAAGAAGGGAAAGAGAAAAAUAUGAGGUCAUAAAAAAGGUAUAAGAUAUGUCAGAUCAUAAAUGAGCGAUUAAGAUACCAAAGAGAUUACUAUUACAAUAUUAAAAUUUAAGUAUAAUUUUCUAGUGUUAAUGAUAUUUUUUCUACGAUAUGUGAAAAUCAAUUAUAUUAUUAUUUUUAAAAACUAAUAAUUAUUUACUUUCCCUUUGGAUCUCAUAACUCAAAAUUAAACUGUGCCAGUUAGAUUGCCUAUUUUGUAAUAGAGAAGGCAACGUGUAAACAAAAUGACAGUCAGCACAUUUAAAUAAAAAUCGCGGGAUACUCACGUGAAUAUAC